Messenger RNA from Sciurus carolinensis (gray squirrel), 2763 nucleotides. RefSeq names its product mitogen-activated protein kinase kinase 2 (gene Map2k2). Gene Ontology annotation, molecular function: protein kinase activity; ATP binding. The record is from RefSeq and is a predicted model, not a curated record. The transcript is spliced from 11 exons. Gene Ontology annotation, biological process: protein phosphorylation. NCBI's taxonomy places the organism in Eukaryota, Metazoa, Chordata, Mammalia, Rodentia, Sciuridae. The coding region runs from base 307 to 1509 and encodes 400 amino acids.
CCCGCGCGGCGCUCGCUCUCGCGAGAGGCCGGCGCGCGAGCCCGUGGCCUUCCCCUCCCCUCUUUCGGCCUCCCGGGUCCCGCUGCAGCGUCAGCCUGCUUGGGGCCUCGGUGGCGGCGGCCCCCUCGCCUCAGCCCCGUCACCCUAGGCGCCCCCUGCCCGGGUCCCCCGCUCCGCCUGCCCCGCCGCCCGGCGCCGGCCUAGGCCGCGGCCGCAGCCCCCGACUCGCGUCGGCGCCGCCCGCUCGCGGCCCGCCCCCUAUGGGCCCCGGCUGAGGCGCCGCCGCCGCCGGCCCGCGGAGCCCCGAUGCUGGCCCGGAGGAAGCCGGUGCUGCCGGCGCUCACCAUCAACCCCGCCAUCGCCGAGGGCCCGUCCCCCACCAGCGAGGGCGCCUCCGAGGCGAACCUGGUGGACCUGCAGAAAAAGCUGGAGGAGCUGGAGCUGGACGAGCAGCAGAAGAAGCGGUUGGAGGCCUUCCUCACCCAGAAGGCCAAAGCCGGCGAGCUCAAGGACGACGACUUCCAGAGGCUCUCAGAGCUGGGGGCCGGCAAUGGCGGCGUGGUCACCAAGGUCCAGCACAGGCCGUCCGGCCUCAUCAUGGCCAGAAAGCUAAUCCACCUGGAGAUCAAGCCAGCCAUCCGGAACCAGAUCAUCCGUGAGCUCCAGGUCCUGCACGAGUGCAACUCUCCGUACAUCGUGGGCUUCUAUGGUGCCUUCUACAGCGAUGGGGAGAUCAGCAUCUGCAUGGAGCACAUGGAUGGUGGCUCCCUGGACCAGGUGUUGAAGGAAGCCAAGCGGAUUCCUGAGGAGAUCCUGGGGAAGGUCAGCAUUGCGGUUCUCCGGGGCCUGGCGUACCUUCGAGAAAAGCAUCAGAUCAUGCACCGAGAUGUGAAACCCUCCAAUAUCCUGGUCAACUCCAGAGGAGAGAUCAAGCUGUGUGACUUCGGGGUGAGCGGACAGCUCAUUGACUCCAUGGCCAACUCCUUCGUGGGGACGCGGUCCUACAUGUCUCCAGAGCGGUUGCAGGGCACACACUACUCGGUGCAGUCGGACAUCUGGAGCAUGGGCCUGUCCCUGGUGGAGCUGUCCAUCGGAAGGUACCCCAUCCCGCCGCCCGAUGCCAAGGAGUUGGAGGCCAUCUUCGGCAGGCCUGUGGUUGAUGGUGCAGAAGGAGAGCCCCACAGCAUCUCACCCCGGCCUCGACCCCCUGGGCGCCCCAUCAGUGGUCACGGGAUGGACAGCCGGCCGGCCAUGGCCAUCUUCGAGCUGCUGGACUACAUUGUCAAUGAGCCGCCUCCCAAGCUGCCCAGUGGUGUGUUCAGCCCACAGUUCCAGGAGUUCGUGCACAAAUGCCUCAUUAAGAACCCAGCAGAACGCGCAGAUCUGAAGAUGCUCAUGGGCCACGCCUUCAUCAAGCGCUCCGAGGCCGAGGAAGUGGAUUUCGCCGGCUGGCUGUGCAGGACCCUGCGUCUGAACCAGCCCAGCACGCCCACGCGCACUGCCGUGUGAUGGCCACCGGACGCCCGCGUCUGGCCGCCUGCCCACCCCCAUCUGUGCCCGCCCUUGGGCCCCUCCUGCCCUGGGAACAUCUGUGUCCUUGCGUCCCCUGGGUUGUCGCCUGGCCCGGGAGGGACACUGCUGCUGUCACCAUCUAGGAACCUGCUUACUUAGUUUUAAAAGGAAACACAAAACAGGGAGAGGAAAAGCAAACGCUGCCCAUGGCGCCUCCUUGCUGCGCGGGUCUUCUCGGUGUUGGUCUUGCUCACCCCAACUGGAGGCUGGCCUCGGAGGCUCUCCAGGCCUGAAGCCCCAGCGCCUGGGCACCCAGCCCGCCUCAGCAUCUCACCUGGAGAAACCGCGCAGGCCAGGCCUCAGUAGAGCCGCUUCCUCCACCUCCCUCCCUGGCUGCUUCCGCCUCUUAUCACACAGCCUGGACGGCAGGCAGCCUCUGCCUCCUCCCCAGCCCACCGCGGGGCCCUCCAGCCUCCCUCCCAGCACUGAGCUGACACAGCUCUGCAGAAAGGAAGUGCUGGGUUCCACGCUCUGUGGAGGAAGCCCAGCAGAUGCAGCAGAUAAGGCCGAGUCCCUGCCCUUGCAGCAGGCCCCACAGAUGUGGCUGUCACCUGUACCUGUCCUGCGACUCACGAGCCAGUGCUGGGCGCAUCUCUCCGCGGGCCCUCCAGCUGCUGGCCGUGGAAGUGGGUGAGACCUGCCCUGGGUCCCAGGUCUUCAUAUCUUCGGGCCCUCGUGGCCCCCGCGUGGCCCGAGGCCCGGCUUCCUGCCUUAAGGGCCACUCACCUCAGGCAGCCAAGGGAGAGGGCCCUUCUGGGCUGUCGGCACGGCCUGCUCUCAGCUCUCUGAAGCUGCCCCUCCACGCUUCUGAGGACUGGCACCACCAACGCUCACCGGCAGGCCCUGUGCUGCUGCAGAAGGCAGGAGCUCGUGGUCCUCCGGGAGCUCAGGACCGGGUGGCCCCUUUCUUCUCGGGACCCUUCCGGUCCUCUAUUGGGUUUUUUCUGCACACACCAAAGAGAUGAGUUGGUGCCUCAUUCAGACAACUUUGCUGUUUCUGCCACUGGGUAUUUUCUGCCCAGAAUCUCACAUGAUUUAGGUUCUUGGGAGGCUGAAGCAGAAGGACUGCAAGUUUGGAGGCCAUCUUGGACAACUCAGAGACCCUGUCUCAAAAAAUAAAAAGGGCUGGGGACAGAGCUCAGUGGCAGAGCAGCCUGAACUCAUCCCCAGCACUGCCAAGAGGAAGAGACC